AUCCUACGUAGGCUAUAACAUCAGUGGCGACUCAGGCAGAAGGGUAGUCCAUGGUGCACAGUGAAACACUAAGGGUGGGAAUCUAAAUUACAUUUGUUAAACAUUAAGUUGGUAUACUUAAAACUUCUCAGAGACUUGGUUGUUUCAAAAAAGCUAGCAAACGAUGGCUUCCCAAGAUUGGAUCGAUAUUUUUCAAGAAAAGGUGAUGGAACUCAACGAGGAAGAUGACUGGCAGAUUGAGUUUGAUGACUCCAUCAAGCCAAAUGGAACGGAACCAGGCUGGCAGCAAUACUCCACAAAGACAUUUGCAUGGUUUCAGUGCUCAAAGUGUAAGAGAAAGUGGCCCUCGAGCCGUGUGAUGGUUGUGUUCCACAUGAAGCUGUGGAAACGACAGAGAAAAGGAGUCGUGAAAGUACGUCAGCUCUGUCAGGACUGCAAGAGAUGCACUGCUGUUCCUAUGGAGAAGCCAACCUUCUCCGCAGACAACCUUGAGAUUCUGCUGGAGAGGCUGAUUGAGAAAAUCAGAUUGAAGUGCUACCAUGGGAGAACUGAUGGGGUCAAAAAGCCUUUCAGGAUGGACCCAGUGCGGUCACCUCAUGAGCCUACUCAUUGUGAAGCCUGCCUUUUGGGCGUCUGUACUAAGAAUGAGCCUGGACAAGCCAAUACGUUUUAACCCUGAAAGACACACAGUAUGUUUUGAAGUAUUAAAUAAGUGCCUGUAAUUUAGUCUGUUAACUAGUGAAUUUCAGGAAACAAUUUCAGCAACUGAAUUAUUAUUUUUAUUUUAUCAUUGCAUCCAAGGUGUUAUAUAAGAACCCUGGUAAAGUAGCAUGAUGAUGAGACAUUCAGCUAGGAUAUGAGGGGUCAUGUGUGGUCAUUGAAAUAGUACUGACUGAAAUAUUUUUGCUGUUGAUUGUUUUUCUGCAGGUACACUUGCACUUUUUGAGUUUCAUGUUAUUUAAUUGUAACUUGUUUAACUGCAUG
Messenger RNA from Hypomesus transpacificus, 984 nucleotides. Its product is annotated as receptor-transporting protein 3-like. The coding region runs from base 164 to 673 and encodes 169 amino acids. The transcript has 2 exons. The record is from RefSeq and is a predicted model, not a curated record. Lineage: Eukaryota; Metazoa; Chordata; Actinopteri; Osmeriformes; Osmeridae. Gene Ontology annotation, molecular function: olfactory receptor binding. Gene Ontology annotation, biological process: protein targeting to membrane; protein insertion into membrane.